Rhinopithecus roxellana (golden snub-nosed monkey) is the source of this 7341-nucleotide messenger RNA. It is a transcript of the gene SBF2, whose product is annotated as SET binding factor 2. The transcript has 40 exons. The record is from RefSeq and is a predicted model, not a curated record. NCBI's taxonomy places the organism in Eukaryota, Metazoa, Chordata, Mammalia, Primates, Cercopithecidae. The coding region runs from base 123 to 5672 and encodes 1849 amino acids.
GUUGUCAAACAUGGCUGAAGCGCUGCCGCUACUGCCGCUGCAGGGAAAAUGCUGAGCCCUCCCGGGCCGGGUGGGCGAGGGCGGCGACGGGGACCCGCUUCCCGAGCGCGGCGGCGGCGGCCAUGGCCCGGCUGGCUGACUACUUCAUCGUGGUAGGCUAUGACCACGAGAAGCCAGGGUCAGGAGAAGGUCUAGGGAAAAUAAUCCAGAGAUUUCCACAGAAGGACUGGGAUGAUACACCUUUUCCACAGGGAAUUGAGUUGUUUUGUCAGCCUGGCGGGUGGCAGCUGUCCAGAGAGAGGAAGCAGCCAACGUUCUUUGUGGUUGUCCUGACAGAUAUUGACUCAGAUCGACAUUACUGCUCAUGCCUGACCUUCUAUGAGGCAGAGAUUAAUCUUCAGGGAACAAAGAAGGAAGAGAUUGAAGGUGAAGCAGAAGUGUCUGGUUUAAUUCAGCCUGCAGAAGUGUUUGCUCCCAAAAGCCUGGUGUUGGUAUCCAGAUUAUAUUAUCCAGAAAUUUUUAGGGCUUGCCUGGGUUUGAUCUAUACCGUGUAUGUGGACAGCCUGAAUGUCUCCUUGGAAAGUCUAGUUGCUAACCUUUGUGCCUGCCUUGUCCCAGCGGCUGGAGGGUCUCAGAAGCUGUUUUCUUUGGGUGCAGGAGAUAGACAGCUGAUCCAGACUCCUUUACAUGAUAGCCUUCCUGUCACGGGCACUAGUGUGGCUCUCCUGUUCCAGCAAUUGGGAAUUCAAAAUGUCCUCAGCCUCUUUUGUGCAGUCCUCACAGAAAAUAAGGUUCUCUUCCAUUCUGCAAGUUUCCAGAGACUUAGCGAUGCUUGUAGAGCCCUGGAAUCUUUAAUGUUUCCUCUUAAAUAUAGUUAUCCUUAUAUCCCUAUUCUCCCGGCUCAGCUACUGGAAGUUCUGAGUUCCCCAACACCUUUCAUUAUUGGAGUACAUUCUAUCUUUAAAACUGAUAUCCAUGAACUUUUAGAUGUAAUCAUAGCAGAUUUGGAUGGAGGCACUAUUAAAAUUCCUGAAUGUAUUCACCUCUCUUCUCUCCCAGAACCACUUCUACAUCAGACGCAAUCAGCUCUUUCUUUGAUUUUACACCCAGAUUUGGAAGUAGCAGAUCAUGCUUUUCCUCCUCCACGGACAGCUUUAUCCCACUCAAAAAUGCUGGAUAAAGAGGUGCGAGCAGUUUUCCUUAGAUUAUUUGCACAACUCUUCCAAGGAUAUAGAUCCUGCCUGCAACUUAUAAGAAUUCAUGCAGAGCCAGUAAUACAUUUCCACAAAACAGCAUUCUUGGGGCAGCGUGGUUUGGUCGAGAAUGAUUUCCUCACUAAAGUACUCAAUGGAAUGGCAUUUGCAGGUUUUGUUUCAGAAAGAGGUCCUCCUUAUAGAUCUUGUGAUCUCUUUGAUGAGUUGGUAGCCUUUGAAGUAGAGAGAAUUAAAGUUGAAGAAAAUAACCCAGUGAAGAUGAUAAAGCAUGUCAGAGAACUUGCUGAGCAACUAUUCAAAAAUGAGAAUCCAAACCCUCAUAUGGCAUUCCAGAAAGUUCCGCGGCCAACAGAAGGAUCCCACUUGCGAGUUCAUAUUCUUCCUUUCCCAAAGAUUAAUGAAGCCCGGGUUCAGGAAUUAAUACAGGAAAAUCUGGCUAAGAACCAGAAUGCACCUCCUGCCACAAGAGUAGAAAAGAAAUGUGUUGUGCCAGCUGGUCCACCUGUUGUUUCGAUAAUGGACAAGGUGACGACAGUUUUCAACAGUGCACAGAGACUAGAAGUUGUCAGAAACUGCAUCUCAUUCAUAUUUGAAAAUAAAAUUUUGGAAACUGAAAAGACCCUUCCUGCUGCACUCAGAGCCCUUAAAGGAAAGGCGGCAAGACAGUGUCUCACUGAUGAAUUGGGUUUGCAUGUCCAGCAAAACCGGGCAAUAUUAGACCAUCAACAGUUUGACUACAUAAUAAGGAUGAUGAAUUGUACUCUACAGGAUUGUUCAAGUUUAGAAGAAUAUAACAUUGCCGCAGCAUUACUCCCUUUGACCAGUGCUUUCUAUAGGAAACUUGCCCCUGGAGUCAGCCAGUUUGCUUACACAUGUGUACAAGACCACCCCAUUUGGACAAAUCAGCAGUUUUGGGAGACAACCUUUUACAAUGCAGUGCAGGAACAGGUUCGCUCCCUUUAUCUCUCAGCCAAGGAAGACAAUCAUGCCCCGCAUCUGAAGCAAAAGGAUAAGCUUCCUGAUAACCAAUAUCAGGAGAAGACAGCAAUGGACCUGGCAGCUGAGCAACUACGCCUUUGGCCUACCCUGAGCAAGUUAACUCAGCAAGAGCUAGUGCAACAUGAGGAAAGCACUGUCUUUAGUCAGGCCAUUCACUUUGCAAACCUAAUGGUAAACCUGCUAGUUCCACUCGACACAAGUAAAAACAAGCUCCUAAGAACAUCAGCACCAGGUGACUGGGAGAGCGGAAGCAACAGCAUUGUCACAAACAGUAUUGCAGGAAGUGUAGCUGAGAGCUAUGAUACAGAGAGUGGGUUUGAAGAUUCAGAGAAUAAUGACAUUGCCAAUUCUGUUGUGCGAUUCAUUACCCGAUUUAUUGACAAAGUUUGUACAGAGAGUGGAGUUACUCAGGAUCACAUCAAGAGCCUUCAUUGCAUGAUACCAGGAAUUGUAGCUAUGCACAUUGAGACCCUGGAAGCAGUACAUCGAGAAAGCAGAAGACUUCCACCUAUUCAGAAGCCCAAGAUUCUUAGACCUGCUCUGCUGCCAGGGGAAGAAAUUGUCUGUGAGGGUCUUCGAGUCUUGCUGGAUCCUGAUGGAAGAGAAGAAGCUACUGGAGGUCUUCUUGGAGGCCCUCAGCUCCUGCCAGCAGAAGGAGCCUUGUUCCUCACCACAUACAGAAUUCUCUUCAGGGGAACCCCCCAUGAUCAGUUAGUGGGUGAGCAGACAGUUGUGCGGAGCUUUCCCAUUGCCUCCAUCACCAAGGAGAAGAAGAUUACAAUGCAGAACCAGCUACAGCAGAACAUGCAAGAAGGACUGCAGAUCACAUCAGCAUCUUUUCAGUUGAUUAAGGUAGCAUUUGAUGAAGAAGUCAGCCCAGAAGUGGUAGAGAUCUUUAAGAAACAGCUGAUGAAGUUCCGUUAUCCUCAGUCCAUUUUCAGCACCUUUGCUUUUGCUGCUGGACAGACUACCCCACAAAUAAUUUUACCAAAACAGAAGGAAAAGAACACUUCUUUUCGUACCUUCUCAAAAACAAUUGUGAAAGGUGCCAAAAGGGCAGGGAAAAUGACAAUUGGACGGCAAUAUUUACUGAAGAAGAAGACAGGGACAAUUGUGGAAGAAAGAGUAAAUCGUCCUGGAUGGAAUGAAGAUGAUGAUGUAUCUGUUUCAGAUGAGAGUGAGCUCCCCACAAGUACCACCCUGAAGGCCUCCGAGAAGUCUACAAUGGAACAGUUGGUGGAAAAGGCUUGUUUCAGAGACUAUCAGCGUUUAGGUUUAGGAACCAUAAGUGGCAGCUCUUCCCGUUCAAGACCCGAGUAUUUUCGAAUUACUGCCUCCAACAGGAUGUAUUCACUCUGCCGGAGCUAUCCUGGCCUUUUAGUUGUACCUCAAGCUGUACAGGACAGUAGUUUACCGAGAGUAGCUCGCUGCUAUCGACACAAUCGCCUGCCUGUUGUGUGUUGGAAGAACUCAAGAAGUGGUACUCUGCUCCUCCGAUCUGGAGGAUUCCAUGGGAAGGGAGUCGUUGGUCUUUUCAAAUCUCAAAACUCCCCUCAGGCCGCUCCUACCUCCUCUUUAGAAUCUUCCAGUAGCAUAGAACAAGAGAAAUACUUGCAAGCCUUACUGAAUGCUGUUUCUGUCCAUCAGAAACUCAGAGGCAACAGCACUCUUACUGUCAGACCAGCCUUUGCUCUAUCUCCAGGUGUGUGGGCAAGUCUUCGCUCUAGCACUCGCUUGAUCAGCUCUCCAACAUCCUUCAUUGAUGUUGGCGCCCGGCUGGCAGGCAAGGACCAUUCGGCCUCCUUCAGUAACAGCACCUACCUACAAAACCAGCUCUUGAAACGGCAAGCAGCCCUUUACAUAUUUGGUGAAAAGUCGCAACUAAGGAACUUCAAGGUAGAAUUUGCUUUAAAUUGUGAGUUUGUUCCUGUUGAAUUUCAUGAAAUCCGGCAAGUGAAAGCCAGUUUUAAGAAGCUGAUGAGGGCUUGUAUCCCAAGCACCAUCCCUACUGACUCAGAAGUGACCUUCCUGAAAGCGCUGGGAGAUUCUGAGUGGCUCCCACAGCUUCACAGGAUAAUGCAGCUGGCUGUGGUUGUAUCAGAAGUACUUGAAAAUGGUUCCUCAGUUUUGGUCUGUUUGGAGGAAGGCUGGGACAUCACUGCACAAGUGACAUCCCUGGUUCAGUUACUCAGUGAUCCCUUUUAUAGGACACUUGAAGGCUUCCGGAUGUUGGUUGAAAAAGAGUGGCUCUCUUUUGGUCACAAAUUCAGUCAGCGGAGCAGCUUGACCCUCAACUGUCAGGGGAGUGGUUUUGCUCCAGUCUUCUUACAGUUCUUAGACUGUGUACACCAGGUUCACAACCAGUAUCCAACUGAGUUUGAAUUCAAUCUCUAUUACUUAAAGUUCUUGGCUUUCCACUAUGUGUCUAAUCGCUUUAAAACAUUUCUCCUGGAUUCAGACUAUGAAAGAUUAGAGCACGGAACUUUAUUUGAUGAUAAAGGAGAAAAGCAUGCCAAAAAGGGAAUCUGUAUUUGGGAGUGUAUUGACAGAAUGCACAAGAGGAGUCCCAUUUUCUUUAAUUAUUUAUAUUCACCAUUGGAAAUAGAGGCUCUGAAGCCCAAUGUAAAUGUCUCCAGCCUCAAGAAGUGGGAUUACUACAUAGAAGAGACCCUGUCCACAGGCCCUUCCUAUGACUGGAUAAUGCUAACCCCCAAGCACUUCCCCUCCGAAGACUCUGACCUGGCCGGAGAAGCUGGGCCGCGGAGCCAGAGGAGAACAGUGUGGCCAUGCUAUGAUGAUGUCAGCUGUACUCAGCCUGAUGCUCUCACCAGCCUUUUCAGUGAAAUUGAAAAAUUGGAGCACAAAUUGAACCAAGCCCCUGAGAAGUGGCAGCAGCUGUGGGAAAGGGUAACCGUGGACCUUAAAGAAGAACCAAGAACAGAUCGCUCCCAAAGACACUUGUCGAGGUCCCCAGGAAUUGUGUCUACCAACCUACCUUCCUAUCAGAAGAGGUCUCUGCUACAUCUCCCAGACAGCAGCAUGGGGGAGGAACAGAAUUCCAGCAUCUCCCCAUCCAAUGGAGUGGAGCGAAGAGCAGCCACGCUCUAUAGCCAGUAUACAUCCAAGAAUGAGGAAAACAGGUCCUUUGAGGGAACGCUUUAUAAAAGAGGGGCUUUGCUGAAAGGUUGGAAGCCCCGUUGGUUUGUUUUGGAUGUAACAAAACAUCAGCUGCGAUACUAUGACUCAGGUGAGGACACGAGCUGUAAAGGCCACAUUGAUCUGGCUGAAGUAGAAAUGGUCAUCCCUGCUGGCCCCAGCAUGGGAGCCCCAAAGCACACAAGUGACAAGGCUUUCUUUGAUCUCAAGACCAGCAAACGUGUGUAUAACUUCUGCGCCCAGGAUGGACAGAGUGCCCAGCAAUGGAUGGACAGGAUCCAGAGCUGUAUCUCUGAUGCCUGAUGCCCAUGGUCAACCUAUGCCGAAGAAAUAGAGGAACUCAUGCUGCCAGAUAGAAAAAAAAAAGCAUGGAUCCUUGAGGAGCUGACAACACGUUAUCCCAGGGCCUGAGGUUCUCCUGCCCAGUCCCUUCUUGCAGGGGUUGCUAUAUCUACUUAACCUGAAUAGGUGUUUCACACAGGUCUGGUCAACAGCCCCAUGCACUCCCUGUAUCUUGCACUACAUUUUUCUAACAGGGUCUUAGUGGUUAAUGAUCAGAAGAUGUCUCCUGAGCCAACUGUGAACCUCACCCAGGCAAAAUGGCUACCACCUACUUGGGUCCUUCUUCAUGAAAGCUAUAGAUCCUUUUUUGUUCUCCAGGGUCAUAAUUUGCUUGGAGACCUGUUUAACAAGCAAAAAUCAAAACCCUCCAAGAUUGUCUCAUAUUCUACCUAGACUAGGUUUCCUAUGAGAGGCAUCUACUUGUACUGCCUGACCUUUGAGAUGCUCAGUUCUCUGGUGCUGCCAAAAGGUGCUUCCAUGGUCCCUUCUGUGCCAUUGGGGUUCACAACAAGAGAUGUCAUUGUUCAGUAGCAGGCAAAGAGGGAGCACACAGCAUUAUUCUGAUGGAAAAAGAUUAUCCAGGGAAUGGUACAACAAUGACCGGCCCAAUGCAGGAAAACACUACUUCCAAAACGUUGAAUUCUCUAUCCAAAACGUUGAAUUCUCUAGACCAGAGGUGCUCUGAGGAUCCAGGGCCUUAUGUUCUUAUGUAUCUUCUGCUUCCUGACAGUUUCUUUUUCAAAAUAACAUGCAAAAAAAGCUGAAUGCACUAACUCACAAAACAAACACUUGCACUGAACUCCCAAUGAAGUGAAGAUGUUGGAAAGACAGAGGCCAGCUAUUUAGGACCACACACACCUGUGACAAGGGCUGUGUUGACCACAGUCACACUGUGGCAUGACUGGAUACCCAAACUACACUUCUACACAUGGAAAGUAAGAACUGUCUUUAGAUUUUCUUUACUUUGAUAACUUGUGUUUGUUUAGCUUAAGACCCAAGAAAUGCUGUUUGCUCAUGGUAAACAGAAACAGCAUCUUUGCUACAGCCACUGACACCAGCUGGCGUCAUAGGUAGCUAGAUCAUUGCAUUUGUUUUGAAAUGUUAAUAUGUUAAAUACUAAACUAAUAUUUCAAAAAUGUGUAUAUAUGAUUUCUAUAUCCUUGUUUUUCAGAUAGCCUGCUUAUAAUUUAAUAUAAAUUAACUGAUGCAUUCAUAAGAUUUCAAUAAUGAAAUGGUUCCCUUUUUUAAAAAUAAAAAUACAUUGUCUUUGUAGAUUAAAAAUAAGUCGGAAUUUCAAAUUUAAAAUUGUCUACACACUAGGAAAUAGAACUGUGUUAAUAUAUAAGAAAUUCGGGGAUAAUUAAGAAUGAAGGACUUUUCUAUCAUUUCCAUUUUAUAAAUUGCCACCUGUGAAAAUGGUUUUUGCACAUUAUUUGUAUUUUUCUUUGUAUAUGAAAUAAUUUUUUGUACUUUGUAAAAUAUGGAGCCCAUUGAACCUUCAGCUAUUUGAGACUAUACACAGUGCUUCUUUUGUAACUGGACUAUUUUAACUUUCGUGAAGGCAUUACAUUGCCUCACAUUCACUAACCACCUUGAAUUAAAUUUAUUUCUUAAGAAAAAGCCUCCCUCA